Messenger RNA from Ananas comosus (pineapple), 1555 nucleotides. RefSeq names its product aspartic proteinase PCS1-like. The annotation marks the transcript as partial. Gene Ontology annotation, biological process: proteolysis. Lineage: Eukaryota; Viridiplantae; Streptophyta; Magnoliopsida; Poales; Bromeliaceae. Gene Ontology annotation, molecular function: aspartic-type endopeptidase activity. The record is from RefSeq and is a predicted model, not a curated record. The transcript has a single exon.
AAUCCUCUCCUCUCCUCUCCUUCAUCUUCUUCCACGGUGCGCAACACCACAAGUAAUGGGCUCCUCUCUUCCUCCGUCGUAUACUCUCCCCUUCCCGCGGUGGGCGCCCCGCCCCAGAACGUGUCCAUGGUGCUCGACACCGGGAGCGAGCUCUCGUGGCUCCUCUGCAACACGUCCUCGUCGCCCAACUCGUUCAACCUGCUCGCCUCUUCCUCGUACCGGCCCCUCCCCUGCUCCUCCCCUGCUUGCCAAUCCCAGGCCCGCGACCUCCCCGUCCCCCCUUCGUGCGACCCCUCCUCCAACGCCUGCCGCGUCUCCCUCUCCUACGCCGACGCCUCCUCCUCCGAGGGCUCCCUCGCCGCCGAUUCCUUCCUCCUCGGCCGCCCCCCUCCCCUCCGCACCGUCUUCGGCUGCAUCUUCUCCUCCUACGACUCCUCCGCCGCCGCCGCGGCCACCCACGGGCUCCUGGGCAUGAACAGGGGCGCGCUCUCCUUCGUGACCCAGAGCGCCACGCGCCGCUUCUCCUACUGCAUCUCCGACCGCGACGACUCCGGGGUCCUCCUCCUCGGGGGCGACGCGGGCUCCGCGCCCUUCGCUCCGCGCUUGAACUACACCCCGCUCAUCGAGAUCUCGCUCCCGCUCCCCUACUUCGACCGCGUCGCCUACUCGGUCCAGCUCGAGGGCAUCCGCGUGGGCGCCGCGCUCCUCCCCAUCCCCAAGUCCGUGCUCGCCCCGGACCACACGGGCGCGGGCCAAACCAUGGUGGACUCGGGGACCCAGUUCACCUUCCUCCUCGGCGACGCCUACGACGCGCUCAAGGUCGAAUUUUUACGCCAAACCCGGGCGCUCCUCACGCCGCUCAACGAGCCCGACUUCGUCUUCCAAGGCGCGUUCGACCUCUGCUUCAGGAUCCCAGCGGCGGGGGCGGGGGCGGGGGCGCCAUUGCCGUCGCGAUUGCCGGAGGUGGGUGUGGUGCUCCGCGGGGCGGAGCUGAGGGUGAGCGGGGAGCGGUUACUGUACCGGGUGGAGGGGGAGAGGCGGGGUGGGGACGGGGUCUGGUGCGCCACGUUCGGGAACUCCGACCUGGUGCCCAUGUCGGCCUACGUCAUUGGCCACCACCACCAGCAGAACCUCUGGGUCGAAUACGACCUCGACAACCGCCGCGUCGGCUUCGCCCCCGUCCGCUGCGACCUCGCCGCCCAGCGCCUCACCGAGGCCCUCUCUCUAUGACGUGACUCCUGCACUUCCGAGCGCAAUCUCCUCCUCAAAGUGAGACCAUUUCAUCCGUUGUUGUUCGCACGCCGCCUUUCAAACUCGCACUGAUCCACAUCUUAGAGCCAUUAUCCGGUCACAGCUCAGUGAGAAGAAUUUUCAUAGGGUGUUUAAUCUGGUGGCGGCGCAUACGCGUGCCGUGGAUGAUUUAUUAUAAAGAUUGUAGAUGACUGUAGAUGGUCCUGCUAAUGUAAUUCUUUGGGUGUAUAGUAGGGCAAUGGCAUAAUGGUUUGCCAUUCGGCUAACAUUAUAUAAUUUCAAUGGUUAUUUCGUGUUCUCAGCA